GUAGAAAUACGUCAAAAGGAAAACAUAAGAGUGGGCAUUGAGGUGAAAAAACUUUCGAACCAGUGUUUUCAUACACUUUUCACGUAUUUUCACAUCACAUUCCUCAGAGAAAAUCAUGCUAGAGAGAUUAGUGACUGAGUUUAGUGUGUGAAAUUGGCAGUGUAGUGAUUUUUCACGCGAGAACAGCCCGCAAAAGCUACAAAGAUUGACACCGUGUGGGGGUGGGCGAGCGCCCCACUGCGCUUGGCGGCGAACAGGAUGAGUGACGCACUGCUGGGGGAGCGCGCCCCCUCGCCAGCACGUCUGGCACACACAUCAGACAAGCAUCCGCGCGGUACUCUGGCGGAGCUCAAUGUCCUACGGCGCCAUCAUGAGUUGUGCGACGUAAUCUUGAAUGUUGGCGGACGCAAGAUCUUCGCCCAUCGUGUCAUUCUGUCCGCCUGCAGCCCGUACUUCCGCGCCAUGUUCACAGGUGAACUGGAGGAGUCACGCCAGACGGAGGUGACGAUUCGGGACAUUGAUGAGAACGCUAUGGAGUUGCUGAUUGACUUCUGCUACACAUCACACAUCGUGGUGGAGGAGUCAAAUGUGCAGACCCUCUUGCCGGCCGCGUGUCUGCUGCAGUUGGCCGAGAUCCAGGACAUCUGCUGUGAGUUCCUCAAGCGUCAACUGGAUCCCACCAACUGUCUGGGCAUUCGCGCCUUUGCCGAUACACACUCGUGUCGUGAAUUGUUGCGCAUAGCCGACAAGUUCACGCAGCACAACUUCCAGGAGGUGAUGGAAAGCGAGGAGUUCCUGCUAUUGCCCGUGGGUCAGCUGGUGGACAUCAUCUGCAGCGAUGAGCUGAAUGUGCGCUCCGAGGAACAGGUGUUCAACGCGGUGAUGGCAUGGCUGAAGUACAACGUCGCCGAUCGACGCCAGCAUCUCGCGCAGGUGCUGCAGCAUGUGCGCCUGCCGCUGCUCAGUCCCAAGUUCCUCGUCGGCACCGUGGGCUCCGAUCUGCUGGUACGCUCCGACGAGGCAUGCCGCGACCUCGUGGAUGAGGCCAAGAACUACCUGCUGCUGCCGCAGGAGCGGCCGCUUAUGCAGGGUCCACGCACACGGCCCAGAAAGCCCACGCGACGCGGUGAGGUGCUCUUUGCCGUUGGCGGAUGGUGCUCAGGUGAUGCCAUUGCGAGCGUGGAGAAAUUUGAUCCACAGACGAACGACUGGAAGAUGGUGGCGCCCAUGAGUAAACGGCGCUGCGGCGUCGGCGUGGCUGUGCUCAAUGAUCUGCUGUACGCCGUCGGCGGCCACGAUGGUCAGAGCUACCUGAACAGCAUUGAGCGCUACGAUCCGCAGACUAACCAGUGGUCAUGCGACGUGGCGCCGACGACUAGCUGUCGCACCAGCGUCGGCGUUGCAGUGCUGGAUGGCUUCCUGUACGCUGUGGGUGGGCAGGAUGGUGUGCAGUGUCUAAAUCAUGUGGAGCGCUACGAUCCGAAGGAGAACAAAUGGGCCAAGGUGGCUCCCAUGACGACACGACGACUGGGUGUGGCAGUGGCUGUGCUGGGCGGCUAUCUGUACGCCAUCGGCGGCAGCGACGGUCAGUGUCCACUCAACACGGUGGAGCGCUUCGAUCCGCGACAAAAUAAGUGGUGCGCCGUGAGCCCCAUGUCUACACGGCGCAAGCACCUGGGCUGCGCCGUGUUCAAUAACUACAUCUAUGCAGUGGGUGGCCGCGAUGACUGCAUGGAGCUGUCGUCGGCGGAGCGCUACAAUCCGCACACCAAUACGUGGAGCCCGAUUGUGGCUAUGACGUCGCGCCGCAGCGGCGUCGGCCUAGCCGUUGUCAAUGGACAAUUGUACGCCGUGGGCGGCUUCGACGGCACGGCAUACCUCAAGACCAUCGAGGUGUAUGAUCCUGAGACGAAUCAGUGGCGUCUGUGUGGCUACAUGAACUAUCGACGCCUAGGCGGCGGUGUGGGAGUCAUGCGCGCUCCGCAAACGGAGAACUACAUGUGGGUGCGAAAGGAUUCAGUAGUGUAGUGAUCAGCGCUGGAAGCUUAAAUUAUUAUUUAUUUGUCCUUGUCAAAGAAGUGUGUAGCUCAGAAAAUCUCGUAAUUAUGCAGUAUAUUUAACGGAAUAUGUCUUAAAGUAAUUCUCUAUAACUACAAAACCAUAUUUGCAAUUUGCCUAUCGAUUUAACAUUUCAUCACACGCGCACUGCGUAAUCAGCCAACAUUACAACUGCAACUUAAAAAAAUUUUCAGAGAGAUUGUUUGCUGAGGAAAAAAAUGGAGAGGAAAAGUGUAGAGAUAGUUUAGGAUUCCAUCUAAAAGACGCUUCAAAAGAACCUUUCUUGUGAAACUGUGGGAAUAUUUCUAAGUGAUUGCUGUAGGA
Molecule: messenger RNA, 2382 nt
Organism: Phlebotomus argentipes
Lineage: Eukaryota; Metazoa; Arthropoda; Insecta; Diptera; Psychodidae
Gene: dbo
Product: kelch-like protein diablo
Exons: 4
Coding region: 259-2028 (589 amino acids)
Molecular function (GO): protein binding
Source: RefSeq, a predicted model, not a curated record